Molecule: messenger RNA, 1158 nt
Organism: Kluyveromyces lactis
Lineage: Eukaryota; Fungi; Ascomycota; Saccharomycetes; Saccharomycetales; Saccharomycetaceae
Gene: GSF2
Product: Gsf2p
Exons: 1
Coding region: 1-1158 (385 amino acids)
Source: RefSeq, a predicted model, not a curated record
AUGGAGGUUUACGUGCGUAUGAAUGAUGAUUUAGAGUACGAUUAUGCGUUUCAAGUACAAAAAGAUGAUACUUUAGAACAAAAAAUUGCCUUAAUAUUUAAUAAGGAAAAGGGUCUUUCAAGGUUUAUGGUUUUGAAGCCAUCAAUUUUUUAUAAGAACGAACCAUCUGGUUUCAGGAAAUCCAUGCAUCCUGGUUUCUUAACUGAGAAUGGAUGUUUAUUGUUCGAUUACUCUGCAGAUGAUUCAGAGUAUUUAGAGGAUUUGGAAGUUUCAAAGAAAACCGUUUGGGAACAAUUGUGGCCUGGUCAAUUAGUAUUACCAAAAUGGGAGAAGGACUGGAAAACAAUCUGGACUUUUGUAACUAUAAUGCUGGUAUGGUUGUACACUGAUUUACCAGAUUGUAUUUCUCCAACGCCAGGUAUCUGUCUUACAAAUCAACUUUCUAAGAGAUUUGCUAGUCUCGCUGAUAACGCUGGUCUAACAUUCGUAGCUGAAAAAUUAAGAGAAGAACUUGAAAUCAACUCUGUUAGUGUCACUGCUCAAUGGUUAUUCUUCGUUUUCCAUAUUGUCAAGAUCGUGAUAUUAUCUUCAUUCUUCUACACUGGGUUGGUAAAUCCAGUGUCUUUCAACCCAUUGAGAUCUUUGCUAAACAAGAAAUCCGCAAUCUCCAACGGCAACUCUGAAUUGAAGAGCACUUUACAGACCAUUGGUUGGGUAGGUGCAAGAAGAGCUAUUUACGACGAUUACAGAGACAAAUACUACCAGUACGUUAUCGAUAAGAGCGGUGGUCCAUUGCAUGCAUACAGAAAGGGCAUCAUGAAACAAGCUGCUAACCCUGGUGUUACUUUAUCUGCCGGUGAAGGGUUCCAAACUGAAUUGUCCAACAGAUUCAAUCACAAUACUUUUGAAACUAUGAAAUCUUCUGGUAAGUUCAAGCUCAGCGAGGAUUAUUUCCUACAAUUAGAAACUGAUUUGAAGGAAAACAUCAAGGCCUGUGACGGUGACGUUGCAAAGAUCAACGCAGAGAUUAGAAAUUUCAGAAAGUAUGGUCUUUUCGAAUGUGGACCUGAAUUAACAGAGCUUGUACAAUUGAGAAAGAAGGUGGAUGCAGCUCCAGAAACUGAACCACUACCUGAACAAGAAAAGAAAGAACAAUGA